AUGUUAUAGAUAUUGGCCUAUAGUUAGAGACAUCAUUUUGAGCACCCUUACCUUUGUGUAUUGCGUUUAAUAUUAGCUGUUUUUCAAGAAGAGGUAUAAUAGCAGAUUCAAAAGUCUUAAAAGUUUUAAAGUUUUCCAUUAGGAAAACACUGCAAUUGGAAAUAAACCCACAUUUAUACGUGAACAACUAGUUCAUGUCUAAUGUCAAUCCAACUGUCACUGUCUCGAUUAAAUGUGAAUAAUAUGAUAGUUUGAAAUAUUUGUGCUAUUGAAUUAUUGCUUAAAAUGUCGGCUGAAAUCGGGAUACGAAAAUGAAAAUGGGCCUUUCCCACUUCAGGAUGUUUUUGUUUUAUUUCACUUAAACUCAGUAACAUGCAAGUCUAUUUGUGUGGAAUUAGGAAAUAUUUUCCUCUCUAAUGGGUAUUGAAAUAUAUUAAAAGUGUACCGUUCUGAGGCACUAUUUGUCUACUCAGUUCAAUAACGAUUAAAAUUAGCCUUUAUAACAUCAUUACAAUUAAUUAAACAGAAUAAAAAUAAUAAAACUUCAAAAUUUAGAAAUUUCUUAAAAAAAGACGAACAUUGUAUAUUAUUCAAAUACAUUUUUACUUUAUUAACAUCGUCAGUUUUCGGUCAAGGUUACUAGCCUAAGGUAACAACGCAUGUAAAAUACUGACUGAAAUCAAGUGCUUGAACGUUGGAACAAAACAUGUUAUAACUUGUCAAGUACAAAUCGGUCGAGAGACUUGCGUAACACUGUUGUUUUGAAAAAAAACUGUUUACGUUCUACGCAUGUAUCUUUCUUGGAAGCUGUUUUAUUUAUAGAAUCAAUGUAAAACUACAUCUUACAUUUGUGUGAUUGGCUCUUUUAUAUAACUAGCAUUACUGUAAAUUUCCAUAUGUAUGCAUGCAGUAUCUAUGUCUGACUUAUCUUCACUUAGUCCAUGGCAUUCGGAAUGUAAAAUGGGUUCCUCGGAGAAGGUAUGGGUAGUUUCUCCGUGUUAAACCUUGAAAGACGUCACCACUUAAUCUAUAAAUACUGAACCAGGAUGCCUGUGAUUACUCUACCUGACCUUACAUCAUGCACAAGUGAUAUUGCUGUACUAGCCUCCGAUCAAUCCAUACCUUGUGCUGCCAUAGGGGAAGGUAAUCUUCUAUUGUCCUGUCUUGAAUAUUUGGUAGAUGCCGGCUUCACUGUUUCAGCUGUCUUCACAGAUACAACAGUCGCCAAAACUUUCUGUGAUGAGAAGCAAAUUCUCCAUUGGAAAAGAGGAGCAGAUAUAGAAAAUGCCUUAAGAGAUAUUCCCAUAGACUAUCUCUUCAGCAUAUCUAACCCUAGGGUUUUGACUGAUUCUGUACUGCAAUUACCUUCAAAAUUUUCAGUCAACUAUCAUGAUUCACCACUGCCCAGAUACGCUGGAAUCCACGCCACAAGCUGGGCAAUCAUCAACGGCGAAUCGGACCACGGGAUAUCCUGGCACAUUAUCGAGACAGGAAUUGAUACUGGAGACAUUCUCCAGUUCAAAGCUGUUAAGAUCAACCCGGACGAUUCGGCAUUCACAUUAAACCUGAAGUGUCAAGAAGCAGCCAAAGCUACCUUCCAAAUUCUCAUCAAGGAGAUUAAACAGGGUUGUGUCAAUCGAACGAAGCAGCUCGCUGCUGGGAGGUCGUAUUACGGUCUGUAUGACAUUCCGCCUAACAUUGGCGUCCUGAGCUUCCAGACGCCGUGUACAAUGAUCUGCAACCUUGGACGGGGACUCGAGUUCGGGAAACAUGAUAAUUCAUUGGGAAGCCCAAAGGUUAUGACAUCAACGGGCGAUUUCGUCCUCAUCACAAACGUCGAAGAGUCGAACUCCCUUUGUGAUACAAAGAGUAAACACCACGGAACUAUCACAGAUAUAGUUGACGACACCUUGGUUGUUACAACGCAAGGGAACUCGGCUUUGCUAUCCAUUACAAAGUUAGACGGAUCAUAUCUGUCACCAUCAAAAUACCGCGAACUUGGGAUGUCUGUUGGUGAAAAGUUAUCAAGUAACUUUGCAGUUGACACACAACGCUUGAUACAAAUAAGAAAAAGGGAAACAUUUUGGAGACGGAAAAUGAAGAUCUAUGAACCAACGACGUUUUUCCGGCAAAGGAUGAAUGUGGUUGCAGAAAUCAUAGAUGUAUCUAGUGCAGUCAAGGUAAAAGCUAUCGUUAUUCCACUGCCCGUCCCUGACAUGAAUGGUUACACCUUCCGCACACACGCACGUGAACUUAUUAUGUCAGCAUUUGUAGCAUUCAUUGGACGAACGACAUGCAACCCGAAUGUAUCCCUUGGUAUCCUUGCAGACAAGUCAGGUAUACCCGAGCUGGCAAGACCAUUAUACUCCGACAUCUGCCCGGGGGUAUUUACCGUCGACCUUCAACAGAAAACAUAUGUCGUCAUGCACGACGUCUAUGAAAUGAUAAAAAAGUACAGAGAAGCACAAUCGUUCCUCGUCGAUAUGUUUUAUAGGUACCAAGACAUUCGUGGACAAAAGCGAACACCUAACCAUAAUAUCGCGAUAGGUAAAAUUGCCAACAACGCCUCUGCAACUGCCCUUGCAAAAGGUGUACUUCAUGACUGCAACAUAUUGCUGUUGUUCAACGAAGACGGAAAUGAGAUGCAUUUGAUGCACAAGGAAAAGAUUGGUCAGGAUUUCAAAUACAUCUAUGAUGUCCUUCAGCACUUCCCAACAUUUCUAAGGAAUACUGCAAACGGCUUGUGUCAGCCUUUGUGCCAGACCAAUCUGGUACCAGAAGAGGAAUUGAAACGGCUUUAUCCACAACUGCCUGAUUUCGUACCACCUUCUGAAAAAGUUGACGACUUUUUCGAAAAACAAUGUAGUACUACUCCAAAUAGCACAGCACUUCGGUCAUCAACUACGUGUUAUACUUACAAAGAAUGUAACGAUUUAGCAAAAAAGAUUUCGUUUCUCCUUGAAGCAAUGAACAAAGAUGAAAGAAUCAUUGGACUCCACCUUCCAAAUUCAAUGGAAUAUGUUGUUUCCAUCCUUGGAGUUUUGAAAACCAAUCGCGCUUUUCUGCCGCUCCCCCUAGACUAUCCUGAAGAGAGGCUGGCUUUCACUCUUCGAGACGCAAGAGUCUACAGCAUGUUAACUACCGUCUCAGUAUGUGACAAUUUGAAGUCUAAAGGGUUUUCAAUGUCGCCGGUAGGAGAAGAUGCUGUGCAGAUCGAUCGUGAUGCAGUCAUACUCGUACAACUAACAAUAAAUGAAAACGGCAUGUUGUCAACGAAAGACUAUGGCAACGCUGAAAACGCUGAUGUACAGAUUGGCAAUGUCCGGAAAGACAAUAUCCGUUAUAGUGAGAUUGAAAUUGCUCAUGCAAGAAACGGAAAAUGCGACAAUGGUGGCUUCCAAAACCAUCAAAUCAAUAAUGGUAAUUCAGAGGCGACAAUUCCGUUGUUAGAUGAGGAUGUCUGUUACGUCAUGUACACAUCAGGUUCCACUGGGAGACCUAAAGGAGUACGAGUUACCCAUUCGGGCGUCAUCAAUCUCGCCAAUGCCCAGAUCAAGAUCUGGGGCAUUCAGGGUAGUGAUGUGAUUGCACAGUUUGCUUCCAUCGGAUUUGACGCAACCAUAUCUGAAAUAUUCACUGCUCUUUUUUCUGGUGCAACACUUGUUACACUAAGCGACAAAGAACGUCUAGGCAAAGAAUUCAUUAAUACGAUGGACAUCCUGGAUGUGAAUACUAUCACACUGCCGCCAUCUGCCCUUAACAUAUACAGUCCAAACGAUCUACCAAAACUGACCAAAGUUGUGACCGCUGGAGAGGCGUGUACGCUACGAACUGCCCUAAAGUGGACUGUCGGUAACAAGGCAACACAAUUCUUCAACGCCUAUGGCCCAACGGAAACAACCGUUUGCGCAACAUGUUAUGAAUUCAAACCUUCCCAUGUUCAUGUUGACGACACUCAAGAUCUGCCCAUUGGUAAGGCCAUACCUGGAAUGUGUGUGUUUCUUUUCGACGACUUUAUGAAACCAGUUCCUCCUGAUGUUGUCGGUGAGAUCUACGCUGGAGGAAUUGGAGUAUCGAAAGGAUACAUUGGUCAUGCAACACACCUUAACCCUGACAGAUUUGUCCAAAAUCCAAUGACAGACAAGACUUGCCUGUUGUACAAGACGGGGGAUCAUGCAUUUCAAUCAAAUGAUGGAAACAUCACUUACAUUGGGAGGUUGGAUGACAUGAUCAAGAUAAGGGGUCAACGUGUUGACCUCAGCGAGAUUGAACAGGUACUUAUCCAACAUACAAAAGUGGAGAUUGCUGUAGCCGUAGCUCAUAGAUGUGCCAACUCAAAUGAGGUCAGCAUAGCAGCGUACGUGGCACCAUCGUUUGUCUACCUGUCGGAGUUACGGGAGUACUUGACUAAAGCUCUUCCAAAAUACAUGAUACCGACAUUUAUAAAGAAAAUUGAAGUGGCCGACUUUCCAAUGACAUUAAACGGCAAAAUUGACAGGAAACGUCUACAAAAAGACGAGUCUGUACACGAUCAAAAGAAACUUGGCGGAGGUAGCCAUCUAAAUAAAACGCAACUCACGAUCGCUAAACUUUGGUGUGCUAUUCUCAAACUCAACGAGUCGAUCAUACACGAUUUUCACCGACAGACAUCCUUCAGUGAACUCGGCGGGACCUCUCUACAGUUGGUGCUCCUUCAGCGUACUUUGGAAAACAAGCUUCACGUUCAGCUGUCGUUCACAGAAAUAGGCAUGGCUGAUACGAUAGAGGAGUUCAGCGAGGUAGUCAAGAGAAAGAAAGACAUGCUCCGAAGAUGUACUCAAAACGAAUCAAGUGAUCCUGGUGACCUUCGCCAGAAAAUAAUACAGGAUUCACUUCUAGACCCAUUGAUCAUACCUCAACAUGCAAGGCGUGGCUCUGUUAAAUUCAGUCACUUCUCAGCGUUUGUACAAAAAUGCUCCUUGAAAUAUCCAAGGAACGCGCUCAUGUCAGGCGUGACCGGAUUCCUAGGCGCCUACCUUCUGUCUGAGCUUCUCGAGCAGACAAACGCUCAUGUAUGUUGCAUGGUCCGAGAAUCGACAGAGGCCAGGGGACUCGGUAGGAUCAUUGAAAAUCUCAGAAAGUACAACUUAUGGAAAGUUGAAUAUGGGAGUAGAAUCGCGGUAGUGAUAUCUGACUUAUCACAGGAAAAUCUCGGCAUAGCGCCAGAUAUUUACACGGCGCUAUGUAACGUCAUCGACGUUGUGUUCAUGAACGCCGCCAAGAUGAAUUUCAAUACUGGAUAUACCGACCACAAAGUUGCAAAUGUCGACAGCACAAAAGAAUUCAUCAAAUUCGCAGUCACGGGCACACAAAAAUACAUAUUCUCGACGUCAUCGCUCAGUGUGUUCCUCUUCCCCAAUAGUUCUUCCGGCACAACAUCAAUUAAUCGAAUGUGCUACGAAACCGAAUUCUGUGAUGACCCAUGCACGUUGGAGGGAGGUUAUGGUAAAAGUAAGUGGGCAAGUGAAAAAUUGAUCCUUCAAGCACUGGAGUUUCUGCCCGGUGGAGCUAUAUUCCGACCAGCCAGAAUAUCAGGGAGCUCAGUUGACGGUGCAGGUCCAAGAAACGAUCUAUUUGCGUCCACCUUGAUUGGUAUGGCACAGUUAGGGUCAUUCCCCGACAUGGAUUUUCCUUACGAUCUUACACCUGUGGAUUUUGUCGCCAAGGCAAUGGUUGAGAUCUCCCUGAGGAUAUGCAACGAAAGUGGUCAUCAUGAACAGGUGUAUCACUUAUUCAACUCUCAGACCAUUCCGUUUAGAGACAUUUUCAAAGGAAUGGGUCUGAAACCUCUCCCUCUCGAACAAUGGCGCCAAGAACUCCGGGAAGCCUCAGAUGACAAAGUGUUAAUCCCGUUCACUCCUUUUUUCCAUUCUGAGUUUUGGGACAAAGCACCUCACUGGCCAGUGUUCGAUACUUCAAACACGGAUAAGCUAACGACCGACGACACCAAGGAUCGCAUGAAAUCUUCAGGAGAACUCUUGUGCUUAUACAAAACCUAUUUCAGGCUCAACAGCUACACAGAAUAGAGGCACCUCCAUGCAUGACUCAGCCCAACAAUUCCAUUUCGUUUUAAUUUAAACUGAUUAUGAAUAGCUGCAGAGUAGCAACCAGUGAUAUUGUCUCUUCGGUUUUGAGUUAGUCAUCAUAAAAAAAUAAUAUAGACAGUGUUUAGAUGCGAUGCUUGUGGAAGCAGAGUAUAGUUUUAAUACUUUAGUCAUGGGUGUUUUUUGUUAAAAUAGUACCUUUAGAGAAUUCAUUGUCUGGAGAAAAUCAUUCUCUUUUAACAACGACAAUUAUGAAAAAAAAAUCGUCACAAUUGUCAUUUAGUUAGUUGGUUUAAAAAGAUUACCGCGAAUUUCGGGGUCAUCUUAAAAUACCAUCUUCGAACUUCCAGAGUAAACAUUUACAUUCUCUGCGACCCUGGGACAUGUCAUGACAAAACUGAAGGCUCUGUUUGCGUUACUCUGAUGAUAAUACAGUAGACUAGUUAGAUUCUUUGAUGUACAUCAAAACAUCGCGCCGCAGCAUAAAGGUAAAAUUUACCGGCUUUGAAAACGUGUCUUUUUAAUCGUCAUACGACAGAUAACAGCCUCGUGAUUGCUGAGUUUUAUUUCUCCCUUUCGAUUGAAGGGGAAAAUAUUCUUUUAGUAUAGGUUCUUCUAAUACUCUCUUGUCCGGGCCGUAACAUUUAAACUGUUAACAAUAGGUUGCAGUAUAAUUGUAUCCCCUCACAGAUAUGCACUUUCCAUAUAUCGCUGUAACCUUGGGUAGCAGAGUACAGUAGAAAUGGCCUAAAAAUAAAGGGCAUGUCUCAGAUAAACAUGGAUAGCGGAUUCAACCUGCA
Mizuhopecten yessoensis (Yesso scallop) is the source of this 6883-nucleotide messenger RNA. Its product is annotated as linear gramicidin synthase subunit D-like. The transcript is spliced from 3 exons. Bases 1047 to 6065 code for a protein of 1672 amino acids. The record is from RefSeq and is a predicted model, not a curated record. Gene Ontology annotation, biological process: biosynthetic process. NCBI's taxonomy places the organism in Eukaryota, Metazoa, Mollusca, Bivalvia, Pectinida, Pectinidae.